Dichotomopilus funicola is the source of this 1644-nucleotide messenger RNA. Its product is annotated as cytochrome P450. NCBI's taxonomy places the organism in Eukaryota, Fungi, Ascomycota, Sordariomycetes, Sordariales, Chaetomiaceae. The record is from RefSeq and is a predicted model, not a curated record. The transcript is spliced from 3 exons. The coding region runs from base 1 to 1644 and encodes 547 amino acids. Gene Ontology annotation, molecular function: monooxygenase activity; iron ion binding; heme binding.
AUGUCUUUGAUGUCUUUGAGUUACGGUCAGGUAGCGCUUGUAGCCUUGGGCCUGUAUGCUUUCUACAUCGCCGCUCGAUGCAUCUACCUGCUGUUUUUCCACCCUCUACGCCACAUUCCUGGGCCCAAAUUGGUUGCGGUGACGGAAUGGGUGGAGAUAUAUUAUCAGUGCUUCAAGGGCCCUGGUGGGCAGUUCUUUAAGGAAUACACCAAGUGGCAUGAUAAAUAUGGACCCAUCAUCCGAAUCGCGCCCAACGAGGUGCACAUCCGGGACCCAACAUUCUACGACGUCCUCUACUCACAGUCACGUCACGUCGACAAACUGAAGCACCUAGCAGACCGUUUCAACAACGAGAUGUCAGGCUUCGCAACACCCGAGCACAACGUGCACCGGAUGCGCCGGUCCGCCAUCAACCCUUUCUUCUCCAAGCGGAGGAUUGCCCAGUACUCGCCGAACAUCCAACGGCGGAUGGACACACUCAUAGACAGGGUCAAGGCCGAGUAUGUUGGUAACGGUCGGAUUCUCAAUCUGAGUGACAUGUGGGCUGCCUUUGCGGGGGAUGUCGUCGUGGACUACACGUUUGAGAAGCCGUACGAUUUCAUCCAUGCGCCGGAUUUCCGUGCCGCGUUCUCUGAUGCUACAAUCGCCUUGAUGGACCCCCUCCACUGGAUAACCUUCUUCCCCUGGCCCUUCCGUAUCGCCAAAAUGCUCCCCGACCGCCUCGUCAAAGCCCUCUCCCCAACCAUGGGCGCCGUAAUCGACUACCAAGACGAAAUGAAAGACCAAAUCAUCCGCGCCAAAGCCGUGCACGCCCACGCCACCAACGAAAAAGCCGCCUUCCCAGACUCCCCCAACAACACCCAACAACAAUCCCUCUUCACCGCCCUCCUCGAAUCCGGUCUCCCCCCGGCCGAACUCUCCACCAAACGCCUCCAACAAGAAGCCCUCACCAUCACCACCGGCGGCAUGGAAACAACCAUGUACACCUUCUCCCGCUGCUGCUACUACGUCCUCUCCAACCCGGCCAUCCUCUCCAAACUCCGCGCCGAGCUCUUCACCGCUAUCCCCGACCCAACAACCCAGGGAGAACAAAUAACCAUGCCCCCCCUCGAAACCCUCGAACAACUCCCCUACCUCACCUGUGUCGUCACCGAAUCCCUGCGCUUCACCUACGGCAUCGUCGGCCGCUUCCCGCGCCUCUCCCCAACCCCCAUGAUCUACCAAGACCGCCGCCCGGGCAUCGCCACCAGCUCCAGCAAAGCCUACACCAUCCCCGUCGGGUGCAUAGUCAGCAUGGAUAACUUCGGCGUGUCCCACGACCCGUGGCUGUUUCCGGAACCAUUCACCUUCCGUCCGGAACGGUGGGAAGCCAGCGGUGCAGAUGAGAAGGACGGGCCGCGGGCGCCGGAUGGGAAGCCGUUGAGGUCGUAUAUUGUGUCAUUUGGGAAGGGGACUAGGAGUUGUGCGGGGAGGGAGCUGGCGUAUGCGGAUUUGUAUAUUGGGUUGGCGAAUUUCUUUAGGAGGUUUGAGUGUGAGUUGUUUGAGACGGGGAGGGAGGAGGUGGAGGUUGUGAGGGAUUGUUUUGUGGCCAGGCCGGCGGUGGGGGCGAAGGGGGUUCGGGCGAAGGUUUUGGGGGUUAUUUAG